GGUUAAAAUUAUGGUGUUCUCAAUUUGACUUUUCAAUCGGGGAAAUUAUGACGCUCAACCAUUCUAACGUCAAAAGCUCUACAGGCCAGACUUUUCAAACAACUUGUAGAAGUUCUUGGGUGAGUGAGUAUCGUGAGAGUCCAGGACCACAACAUGGCAGCUACUCGUGUCUUUCGAGAAUCGUUCGUCUUUGGUCAUAAAGAACUGACACACUGGUUUCCAUCACAUAUGGCUCGAAGUAUGAAGAAGAUGGAAGGUAGUAUGAGGAAAGUAGACUGUGUUAUAGAGGUCCAUGAUGCGAGGCUCCCGUUUGCUGGUAGGAAUCCAGCAUUCCGAGAAAGCUUUGGCAUCAAACCCCAUCUUCUGAUACUUAACAAGAAAGACUUAGCAGACAUGGCAUCAAGUAAUGAUAUAAGAAAACGUUUGCGGCAGGAGGAGGGGAUCGAGCAUGUUAUGUUCACUAAUUGUUUGCAACAAAAUAGUCCAAGUGCUAAAAAAAUCAUACCUGCGGUGAUCGAUAUCAUCGGAGGAAGGGAAAGAUUCAAUCGGGCCGAGGACCAGGAAUUUUCCAUCAUGGUUGUAGGGAUCCCAAAUGUUGGCAAGUCGUCCCUCAUCAACGCCCUCCGAAGGAUGCACGUAAAAAGAGGAAAGGGAACCAAGGUUGGAAGGCUUCCAGGGGUUACAAGAUCACUGAUGCAGAGGAUUCUAGUGAGUGAGCAGCCUCGAGUCUGGUUGUUUGAUACCCCUGGCAUCACAACACCUUUCAUUCAGAAUGUUGAAAUUGGUAUGAAGCUUGCUAUCAUGGGUACACUUCAAGACCACAUGGUUGGAACCGAGUUGAUUGCUGACUACAUACUCUUUACUCUCAAUAGAUUGCAGAAAUUUAGGUAUGUAGAUGUAUACAACAUUUCUGAACCUUGUGAUGACAUUGACAGAGUAUUGGCUGACAUAGCAAUCAAGUUUGGCAGAACAAGAAAGCUCAAGACCUAUGAAGGAUCAAGGAGGGAAGUAUUGGACAUUCACGCGGCUGCAUCGAUCCUUGUCCGUGACUUUAGGACCGGAGUCUUAGGCCGAAUAUCCGUGGAUUGAAUCUCCAACAUUUGGACAGAAUAAACUGUAAUCCCUUUGACUGUGGUAUCAUGGUGAAAACUAAAUCAAGUCUAUGGGAAUUUGGAAAUUUGUUUUAAAAUGCUCGAGUGCAAUAUGUUCCUUGGGGACUAUGAGGUGAGAACAGCCCUCACAGGAAACCCUUUGGAUUUCAUUUCUAUCCUGUGGAGGUGCCGUGGUCUAGUGAAUGUCCAGUACUGUGUGCGCUUCACCGGCGACUGAAUGGAAUACUCCCCAGGGAGUAGAGGAUGUGCACACAUUGUGUGCGGGAAUGACUGAUUGAAUCCAAUGACCAGGGUAAUAGACACGUCGUUCCGAUGUAUUCAGCGCUAUAUAAAAGCUGACUAUUAUUAUUCUUCAAUGCGUGAAUCCAUCUGAAAAGCAGCUUGCUAUCAUUAUAUUUCAUUGAACAAAUGUCCAAUUAUGCAUAGACAUAAACAUACCAGUAAGAUGUAUAUUUUUAUAAGAUUUUUUGUUUGUUUCAGAAUCAGAUAUGAAUGAAACUACAUUAUUAAAAACUUCAUGAAUCCCAGGAAUCUUAUCAUUUUCGUAUGUCGUGUAGUGUGGGUCAAUUGAAUUGUAUCACUCGAACAUGUAGAUGUUUAAUAAAGCUGUUUCUACGAUA
This is a messenger RNA of Lytechinus variegatus (green sea urchin), 1732 nucleotides long. RefSeq names its product mitochondrial ribosome-associated GTPase 1-like (gene mtg1). Bases 154 to 1089 code for a protein of 311 amino acids. The transcript has 11 exons. The record is from RefSeq and is a predicted model, not a curated record. Gene Ontology annotation, cellular component: mitochondrion. Lineage: Eukaryota; Metazoa; Echinodermata; Echinoidea; Temnopleuroida; Toxopneustidae. Gene Ontology annotation, molecular function: GTPase activity; GTP binding.